AUGAGUCCCACACCUUUAGGAUUUAGAACAAAAGGAAAAAUUGAUACACCAAAACUUACAUCAGAUUGCAUUGAAGAAAUUUUAAAAAGUCUUGAUAGAGAAAAUGAUCAAGCAUCUCUUUAUUCUUGGACUUUAGUGAAUAGAUCUUGGUGUCAAGUGGCUAUUUCAUUAUUAUGGUCUCAUCCAUUUAAUAAUAUGAGAUUUGAUGGAAAUGAUAAUGAAAAAGGUUAUUUACUUAUUAGAACUUAUAUUUCUUGUCUUUCUGAUGAAGCAACUCAACAAUUAAUCGAUGAAGGUCAUAAAAUUAAAAAUAUAAAAACAUUAUUCGAUUAUCCAACUUAUUUAAAAGAACUUCAUAUUGGAAAUUUACAAGUAUCAAUCUGUCAAUGGUGGGAAAAGAAUACUGAUUAUAUGCUUAAACGUAAAGCUCAAUUUCAAAAUGUUGAAUCUUUAAUUUUGGAAAUGUUAUUUAACAAAUGUAAUGGGUUUAAAAAAUUAGAUUGUGAAUUACAACAACUUUGUUAUGAUAAUAAUAAUACUGAUUUCGUUUCUUUCUCUGGAAUUCAAAGAGCUGUUUCACGUUUAAAUGAACUUCAUAUAGAUUGUACAUAUGUGGAUCAUCAAGGUCAUUUAUCUAAUUUAUUAACAACUAUAAUUAAUAAUUCUCAAUAUAUUAAUCAUAUUAUUGUUACUCCAUAUUUUGAUUGUCCUUUAUCUCAACAAAUUCCAAAAUUAAUCGAAUCUCAAAAUAAUUUAUCAAGUUUUAAUAUGUUAUCUCCUUUAGUUGGUUCUUUUAAUCCUUCAAGAUCUGCUUCAAUUUUUUCUUCACUUACAAGUCAAGUAAUUUCAUUAACAAGUUUGGAUUUUCGAAAAUUAUUUAUUGAUUGGAAUUCUUUAGAAAUUUUAACAAAAUGUUCAAAUUUAAAAAAUUUGAAAUUUAUAAAUUGUUAUCAAGAAAAAGAUAUUACUUUACCAGAUUCUUUAUAUAAAUCAUUUCAACUUACUAUUAACAAAUUAACUUUAAAUAAUGAAAAUAAUAGUGAAACUUUUCUUUCAGAUUUAACUUGUACUACUAUUAUAAUGAUAUCAAAAAAUCGUUUAAAAGAAUUAGUUAUUGAUUUUUUUAAUCCUGAAUUAUCCCAAAUUAUUAAUACACAAAUUCCUAAUUUAAGUUCAUUAUCUAUUAGAACUAUACCUCCUAUACAACAACUUGAGUGGAUCUCUUGUUCAACUUCUCUUUCACAUUUAUCUUUAAGUGAUGUGGGAAUUAGUAGUCGUUUAUUUUCUAUAACAGUUUGUCAACAAAUUGGUCAACUUUUACCUACAAAUCUUUUACAUUUACAAUUAGAAAGUAGAUAUAAUAUCGCUCCUGAAUCUUUAACUUGUAUAUUAGAAAAUACUAUUGCAAAAUUAGAAAUUUUAAGUUUAGAUGUGGAAAAAUUUGAUGAUACUUUACUUGAAGCUAUAGGUGAUUAUGCUAGAGAUACUGGAAAACGUUUGAAAGAAUUAAGGAUUGGUAAAGAUACUAGAAUUGAAUUUGAUCAUAAUUUAUGUAAGAAAUUAUUAUGUGUUAUACCUUCAAUCAAUCAAAAUUACGAGGAUCCUUGGCCUGUUUUAAUUGAAAGAAGGGUUCAUUAUAGAGAAAUAUAUUAG
Messenger RNA from Rhizophagus irregularis DAOM 181602=DAOM 197198, 1653 nucleotides. RefSeq lists its product as uncharacterized. Lineage: Eukaryota; Fungi; Glomeromycota; Glomeromycetes; Glomerales; Glomeraceae. The record is from RefSeq and is a predicted model, not a curated record.